This is a messenger RNA of Somion occarium, 1587 nucleotides long. The record is from the annotation of a GenBank genome assembly. Lineage: Eukaryota; Fungi; Basidiomycota; Agaricomycetes; Polyporales; Cerrenaceae.
ACGUUUUGCAUUUCUUUCCAGGCUCACGCCUUUCAUCUCUUCCGCCAUUCACGACCUUCUGUUACGACUAUCUAAUCUCGUCAGACUACACUGAUUUCAUUUCUGAUUCAUUAUGGUUAACCAGGAUAUUGUCGUAGCAAAUCUUCAAGCCACAAAGGUCAUAGACGGUUCUCAGGCUACGACCAUCAGGGACGCGUCUGAGAUGCGACCAGUCUUGGAAAGCGGCUUGCCAUCGAAAGAUAUAGUUGUGCUUUCACCGGAGAAGCCUUCCUUUGAACCUGAAGUUGAUGAGCCUGCUUCUCUAUGCGACGACCUAUCGGAUACAUCUGCCUCAGAGCUUUCUUCAAUGGGCUCGCAAUAUGAAGACCUUUCCACCCGUGACUUCCCUCACGCACAUGCUUUUGACAGUCAAGAGUUGUCUCCUUGGGCUAUCAACCCUUGCCCUCCUUCUUGCCAAUGCCAACUGGCUAUGGAUUGGACACAGUCAAUGGCCCUCCAGUUUGCCUUGUCCGAAACUGUUAAGGCUUAUCAAGUCCAUCAACACUCGUGGCGCGUCACCGACGUUCUUAGCAUUGCUACUCAAUUCGAAUGGAUCCUCUCAUCUUCGCCUCCUGUUGAGGUCUUAUACGAGGACAUGGACAAGAAUGCUUCAUUUCAUAUUCCGGAUAUGAAACUCGGCCUGGAAAAUGGUGUUGAUGAGCAUGGAGUCCCAUGCGGUUUGCGGUUCUCGGAAGGUAUCCAUGUUCAACAUGGAUGGGAUUUCCCUUUGGCCAGGGUACCCUACGGCGAGAUAAUUGUGCACUUCUGGUUGGCUGGUUACCCGGAAUCUUCUUUCCCGUUCGUUCUCCCCAUCUGGGAUGGUGCUAGACCUGUUACCAGAAACUUCAUCGCCGGUAAACUCGUCCAAGCUGUGCAGACACUUCACCAGGCCAUUGCGACUAAACCUGAUAUAUACGUUCCAGUUCAAGAGGAAUUACGCCUUUUGCCCUGGAACCUCCCCGGCUUCAUCGGUAUUGGUAUCAAUCACCUGAGGCUUAAUGGUCUUUCACAUUACCGGGGUCGUCACUUCGUCGUUAACAUCACCGUCAUCAAACCCAGUACUAAGAAUGACUACUGGUUCUAAAUGACUCAAACUAAUCGGGAUCGGGAUCACAAUGAUCCCAAUGGACAACAGACAAACCUUGAUUUUAACUAUGUCAGUCUCACUAUCGACACUCAGUCAUUUCUUCUUCUAUGUACCCUUGAGUUUCGCUUAUUCAAGCUUGUUUUGCUAUAUCUUGGGUUUACACCGAUGUGGUGGUGCCGCUCUAAUAUCUCCUACUUGUAUCGUCGUCACAACCUCUUGUCCCUUAUGCUGCCUACUCUAAGCUGCGGUUGUUGUAUCGCUAGUUUUUCCUUUUCUCCCUGAUUUUCAUUGGCCCGCCCCUGUUUUUUUUUUGUUUUCCCAUUAUAAUGUCGUAUACGUUAUCGCUAUCCCAAUAAACCAUCGUUCUUUAUGCUCUUCGGUAUCAUCAGUUUCUUUGGCAGUCAAACGAAGGAAGACAGCCAUUGUUGAACAUGUAGGAGCAUUAAAUCAACUCUCGACCU